Molecule: messenger RNA, 5433 nt
Organism: Salarias fasciatus (jewelled blenny)
Lineage: Eukaryota; Metazoa; Chordata; Actinopteri; Blenniiformes; Blenniidae
Gene: osbpl6
Product: oxysterol binding protein-like 6
Exons: 23
Coding region: 405-3170 (921 amino acids)
Cellular component (GO): plasma membrane; perinuclear endoplasmic reticulum; nuclear membrane
Molecular function (GO): cholesterol binding
Source: RefSeq, a predicted model, not a curated record
CUCAAAGCGAGGCUUGCUGCAGGGAGGAGCGAGGGGAGUGCAGUUGAGCCGAGCCGAGCAUCACAGUCCCGCAUUCAAGGAAACGGGCAAACACAGCACUUUUUUUUAGUGACUUUCCAUCAUGUUCUAGCUUUCGUGUGUUACGAGUGCUUAAUAAGAAGGAAUAAAUCUGGCCCGUGUGGAUCUUUAUGGAAGGCGUUAGUCUUUGAGGAGCUGGGAAUCUCUACCCAGUCAAGGGAGACCCCCUCAAUUGUUUCCUGCGCCAAGAACUGUAAAGACAUGGUCAUCACUCCGCAUCUGUGAUGAACAGCGAGCAGUCAGCGUGAGGAAGUGUCACGAGGAUGCUCCCGAUCUGCGCGGCCCAGUGCUGAGGGAAGGUCCGCAGAGCUGGCCCGGCGCCCGCCAUGUCGCACCAUCAACACUAUCAGCGAGGCCUGCACGGCCGCACCAUGAGCUCCGAGGACAGGAGCGCCGCCGCGCUCGUCAACAAGACCUCCACGCCGGUUCACAAGAGCGCCUCCUCCUCGUCCUCCUCCCAGCGCGACAGCCGGCAGGAGGCGGACAGCUGGGAAAUAAUCGAGGGGCUGAAAAUCGGUCAGAGCAACGUCCAGAGGCCUGACAAACACGAGGGCUUCAUGUUGAAAAAGCGGAAAUGGCCCCUGAAAGGCUGGCACAAGCGUUUUUUUGUCCUGGACAACGGUAUCCUGAAGUACUCCAAGUCUCCCAUUGACAUUCAAAAAGGGAAGCUUCACGGCAGCAUUGACGUUGGCCUGUCGGUCAUGUCCAUUAAGAAGCGGGCCCGCCGUAUCGACCUGGACACGGAGGAGCACAUCUACCACCUCAAGGUCAAAUCUCAAGACAUCUUCGAUGCCUGGGUGUCAAAGCUGCGCCACCACCGGCUUUAUCGGCAGAACGAGAUCGUGAGAUCUCCCAGAGAAGCCACCAUGCGAACGUUCCCUCCCUCUGCCGCCAUGGAGUCUCCCCAACCCGCCCCGAGUGUGGUGAACGAAAGCAAGGCCAAGCCGAGCAGCCUGCCCUGGCAGGCGGCGGCGCCCAGCAGCAGCAGCAACAGCAGCCUGCCGGCCUCCUACAGCAACGGGCAGAGCAAGGUGGCCGCUUGGCUGCAGGACUCAGAAGAGAUGGACAAGUGUGCAGAGGAGCUCGCACGCUGCCAGUCCAACCUGACCGAGCUGAGCCGCUUGUUGCAGAGUCUGGAGAUUCUGCAGCGAACGCAGUCGGCGCCCAACUUCACGGACAUGCAGACCAAUUGCGUAGAAUUGUCAAAGAAAGAAAAACGCUUGAACAGAAGAUGGAGAACAAAAAGUGUCGGCAAAGACGCAAAAUUCCAGCUCCAGGUUCCUCUGUCCGCCAGCAUGUCCCCCGUCCGCCUCCACUCAUCCAACCCCAACCUGUGUGCAGAGCUGGUGGACUUCCAGCCCCCCGUGUCCCGCCUGACGGACAGCGUGGAUUGCGCCAGCGACUACAUCAAGCUCCAGGAGGAGUUCUGCACCAUGGCCCAGAAAGUCCACUCCCUGCUGAAGUCGGCCUUCAACACCGUGGCCAUCGAGAAAGAGAAGAUCAAACAGAUCCUGUCUGACCAGGAACAGUCGGACCAGUCGGCCCAGAUCAACUCUCUCAGGAAGUCUCUGUCGCAGGCCCUGACCCAAAACGCAGAGCUUCGAACUCGACUCAACCGCAUCCACUCCGAGUCCGUCCUGACCGAGCAGGUGGUCAGUGUGAACAUCAUCUCCACGCCCGACGAGGCCGGGGAACAGAUGGGGAUCCCUCUGACUCAGCAGGCCUCUAAUGAGAGUCGACUCUCCAUGUCAGAGUCCGUCUCGGAGUUCUUUGACGCCCAGGAAGUGCUCCUCUCAGCCAGCUCGUCGGAGAACGAGGGCUCAGACGAUGAGUCAUAUGUCAGUGAUGUGAGCGACAACAUCUCCGAGGACAACGCCAGCGUGACCGACAACGUCUCCAGACAAAUGGCCAACGGGGACUUUGCUGGCAGCGCUUUCCGCAACGGGCGCCGCAUCUGCCUGCCGGCGCCGUGCCCGGACACCAGCAACAUCAACCUCUGGAACAUCCUGAGGAACAACAUCGGCAAGGACCUGUCCAAGGUGUCCAUGCCCGUGGAGCUCAACGAGCCGCUCAACACCCUGCAGCGCAUGUGCGAGGAGCUGGAGUACAGCGAGCUGCUGGACAAAGCCGCCGAGACCGAGGACCCCUUCGAGCGCAUGGUUCUCGUCGCCGCGUUCGCCGUCUCAGGCUACUCAUCCACUUACUACAGAGCAGGAAGCAAGCCAUUCAACCCGCUACUCGGAGAGUCUUAUGAAUGUAUACGGGAAGACAAGGGCUUCUGUUUCUUCUCUGAGCAGGUGAGCCACCAUCCUCCCAUCUCCGCCUGCCACUGUGAGUCCAAGAACUUCACCUUCUGCCAAGAUGUGAGAUGGAAAAACAAGUUCUGGGGAAAAUCAAUGGAGAUUCUACCGAUCGGAACUGUAAAUCUGAUGAUUCCCAGGUUCGGGGAUCACUACGAGUGGAAUAAAGUCACCACCUGCGUGCACAACAUCCUCAGCGGACGGCGGUGGAUCGAACACUACGGAGAGAUCACCAUCAGAAACACCAAGAGCAGCGCCUGCCUCUGCAAGCUCACCUUUGUCAAGGGAAACUACUGGAGUUCCAACGUGAACGAGGUUCAGGGGUUCGUGAUGGAUCAAGAGGGGAAAGUGAUCCACAGACUCUUCGGGAAAUGGCACGAAGGCCUUUACUGUGGCGUCCCACCGUCCGCCAAAUGCAUCUGGAGGCCAGGCUCCAUGCCCACAGACUAUGAGCUCUACUACGGCUUCACCAGAUUCGCCAUCGAGCUGAACGAGCUCUGCCCCGAGUUGAAAGACGUCUUACCGCGUACGGACGCUCGAUUCAGACCCGAUCAAAGGCAUUUAGAAGAAGGGAAUCUGGAGAUGGCGUCCUCGGAGAAGCAGCGCAUCGAGGACAUGCAGAGAGCCCGGAGGAAGUGGAACGAGGAGAACAACAUCAAGCACGAGCCGCGCUUCUUCAAGAAGGUGGUUGACGCCAAUCACAGGGAGCGAUGGGUCUCCAACAACACGUACUGGGAGCUGCGCAAAAACCCCGGCUUCAUCAACAUGGAGGAGGCUGUGAGCCUGUGGUAGCACGAGGGCCGCCCAGUCCGCCGCCGCCGGGGGGCCGAGGCCGUUACCUAUGCACAAAAAGGUGUGGAGAGAGAGAGAGAGAGAGAGAGAGAGGAGACCUGAGCGAUGGCCUGACGCCCAGCCGCCUCGUCAGGGUCGUGCGGCGCCCGCCGUGCCGCCAUCCACCCGUGGAAACAUCCCGUAGGACCACCUUCAUUGUGCUUUGUGGGAAGCUGGGUCGUCGGGGCGACAGCGGCACCACUUCCCGUGUAGAUCUCUCCUCAGCUCCUCUGACUUCCUGGUUUGUCCUUGCCUUAAAAAGACGCGUCCGAGUCAAACGAUUAGGCACCUUUUUAGUUAAAGCCAUUUGAUUUCUGACAGCAGUUUGAUUAGACUAGACUAGGAAGUAGACCUUUUGAUUAAUGUGCAUGUUUAGAGAGCAGCUUUCACUGACAUGAAGCCGUAUUUACUAUAUCACCAGUUAUUGUAGAAGAAAAAAAAAAAAAGAAGAGGUAUUUUUAUAAAAUAUCUUGAAUUUAGUGAGAGAGAAUUAUGUGAUUUGGCAGAUCCUAUUUAUUUUUUGCCUUUUAAUACUGUUGAAUCUGUGAGAUAGCAGUACGCUCUUCUGGGAAACAGCCCACACCCGUUCUGUUGUGGUCUCUCGGCCACAUAACGCCGUUUGGAUGUAGUGUAAAUAGAGGACGACCUCACACCUCCCCUGCACCACCGUCUAAUUUUAAACAUUUGUUACGUGAAACCGACUCACACACCGUUACAUAAAUACACUCACGGCUCCCUCCAUAUAUAGUGGGCAUUCAGCCCACUCUCCUCCCCGAUAAACAAGUCACACACGUGAAACGUGUCCUCAGAAAAUACAAAGCAGCAGAUUGUACAGACUGGAAAUCACUGAUGGUGGUUUGGCCCUAAGUUAUUUUUAAUUAGAAGUGAAAAUUUAAAACGAAAAGUGGGGGAAAAAGAGCCCUGUGGAGCCACAGCAUGAAGCGACUUUAAAUUAUUAAGACUUUUUAAUCCUUAAAUGAGUCAUUCGAAACGUUCAUCCACCGAAAAGAAAGAAAUAGGAGUGUCUAUGUUCAGGAAAUGAUCUGUAUUUGUUGUUCAAUCAUCCAUCUAAUGAAUCAAUCGCGAGGCGAUCAAUACCAAUGAAGUCAUAACUGAGAGAUAUUAUGUCAUGCUCCAUGAUUUAAUCACAGAUCUGAAGGUGAGCCUCCAGAGACACCUGCAGGUCGUCCUGCUGAAAUGCAGAGAUGUCUAACAUGUUGGUACGGUCUAAAAAGAAAAAAAAAAAAAAAGAUACUGUGAGAUUCUUACAGCUGAUUCCCUGAGAAUUUACUGCUAUGUCGAGCACCAGUUCGUUUUCUCAACUGUAAUAUUUAUUGCAAAGCAGAUUAGCUUUAAUGUUUGGAUUAGCGCCCCCUGCCUCCCUCCUUCUGUUCUCAGUAAAUGUGGGCCCCCUUUUCAAAGCUGGAGCCCGGCUCUCUGGUCACACACACACACACACACACACACACACACACACACACACACACACACACACACUGUUCUGGUGUGAGUGCAAACAUGAGGAGUGACGGCUGUGCGCAGCAGACCCAUCGUCGUGUGUGCACUGUUCACUCGGUACUGUAGAUUACAAACCAAAAAGGUAGUACUGCUUUGCAUUUGUGUAUUUUUUUUAUUUUUAAGCAAAAGGAGAAGAAAAAAACAAAACAACUGGCGUGCAUAUUUUCUUUUCCUCCUCGAUGCUACAAUUUGUCAGUUUCACUUGCUGUGCCUUAAUGCAUUUAUCAAUGCCUCACAAACACAACUGAUGAUGAGAAUCCCAUGCCAAGACGAAGGUAUGCCACUAACGAGUCCACACACACACACACACACGCGCGCACACACACUCAUCCCCCACCGUCCAGGACUCCUCUGCACAGAAGAGUUUGAUCAGACUGUGAAAUGCUUGCAGCAUUUUUAAGAAGCUCUGCGCCGCCGCGGUCCGGUUCAUGUAGGCGAUCACUGUAAACACAGCACAUUUCCACGAAGGAGCACGACUGCUGGAGCUCUUCUCCUCCGUCCGAGUGGAAGGAGGAGAGUUUGGUAUCAGAGUCAAAAUAUAGUGGAGAAAACCCCCCACAAAAAGAGAGAAAACCUCAAGCUUUCUUCAUCCAUCCUUCUACCUGCAUGUCUAGACAACUUAGCUUGCCAAUGAAUGUUGCAGAUGCCUUACAGAAAUAAAAAAAAAAAAAAAAAAAAAGAAAAGAAAAGUUUUUGUUUCCCCAAU